This is a messenger RNA of Rhagoletis zephyria (snowberry fruit fly), 308 nucleotides long. Its product is annotated as protein FAM135A-like. Gene Ontology annotation, biological process: lipid metabolic process. The record is from RefSeq and is a predicted model, not a curated record. Lineage: Eukaryota; Metazoa; Arthropoda; Insecta; Diptera; Tephritidae.
UCGACAGCCGUCACUUGAAGGAAUCCAUUGAACGUGCUGAGUUCUCAUUGCAAUUGGAACUGUGGUUUGGUGAACAGAAUGGCACCAGCGCACUAUCGUUGGCCUCUACACGCACCUUACAGCUGAAUUUCCAUCCAGGUCGAGGGCUGCACUACCAUCUGCCGGUGCUAUUCGAUUACUUCCACUUGGCCGCCAUUAGCGUUGGCAUCCAUGCUAGUUUGGUGGCGCUGCAUCAGCCCUAUAUAAAGUGAGUAUCAUGUGAGGUGUGUGUGUGUGUGUGUGUGUGUGUGUGUGAAUGUGUUGAGUGA